Abrus precatorius (Indian licorice) is the source of this 1426-nucleotide messenger RNA. Its product is annotated as leucine-rich repeat extensin-like protein 6. Gene Ontology annotation, molecular function: protein binding. Bases 13 to 1254 code for a protein of 413 amino acids. The transcript has a single exon. Lineage: Eukaryota; Viridiplantae; Streptophyta; Magnoliopsida; Fabales; Fabaceae. The record is from RefSeq and is a predicted model, not a curated record.
UAAUCAUCAUUAAUGGCCUCUAAUUCCCCCAAAAGAGAGGGCCCUUAUCUCAUUACACUAUUCCGAGUCUCCCUCUUUGUCAUUCUUAUCUCCAUCAUCAACCCCUCACACCAAUCUGAACACCCUUCCCCUCUGCCCCCACUAAACCCAAGGCUCUCCAAAGCCUACACAGCUCUCCAAGCAUGGAAACACACAUUCACUUCUGACCCCAAAAACCUCACCUCCAACUGGUGUGGCCCUAAUGUUUGCAACUACACUGGCGUCUAUUGUGCACCAGCCCCAGAUGAUCCUUACAUCUACACAGUUGCUGGAAUAGACCUAAACCAUGCAAACAUAGCUGGUUCAUUACCGGAAGAACUUGGCCUCUUAACCGACCUUGCCCUUUUCCACAUAAACUCCAACCGUUUUUGUGGUUACCUUCCCAAUAGCUUUGACCAACUUCACCUUCUCUAUGAGCUAGACAUAAGCAACAACAAAUUCUCAGGACCAUUCCCUGAAGUUGUUCUUUGCCUCCCUUCACUAAAAUUCUUGGAUAUCAGAUUCAACAAGUUCGAAGGCAAUGUUCCCUCGAGCCUCUUUGACCUUAAGCUCGACGCCCUUUUCAUCAACAACAACAACUUUCAAUUCUCUAUACCUGAAAACUUCGGGAACAGUACUGUUUCUGUGGUUGUGUUUGCAAACAAUGAUCUAAAGGGUUGUCUUCCAUCGAGUUUAGCCAAAAUGAAGAAUACCCUUAACGAGAUAAUCAUCACGAAUAGUGGAUUAAAGGGUUGUUUGCCACCAGAGAUAGGGUCUUUGGACAAACUGACAGUGUUUGAUGUGAGCUUCAAUGAGUUGGUUGGAGAGUUGCCUGAGUCCAUGGGAGGAAUGAAAAGUUUGGAGCAGCUAAAUGUGGCGCAUAACAUGUUGUCUGGCACGGUUCCUGAGAGUAUAUGUAUGUUGCCAAGGUUGGAGAAUUUCACGUACUCGUAUAACUACUUCUGUAGUGAAUCACAAGUGUGUCUCAAGUUGAAAGAUAAAGAUGAUACCAAGAAUUGUAUUCCUUAUAGGCCUUUGCAAAGGUCACCUCAGGAUUGUGCUGCUUUUUAUGCACAUCCUGUUGAUUGUAAUGCCUUUGGUUGUUCCUUUAGAACUGCACCGCCGCCUCCACCUCCGCCUCCUCCUCCACCACCACCACCUCCGCCUCCUCCUCCUCCACCACCACCUCCACCGCCACCACCUCCUCCACCGGCGGCUUACUACCACUAUCCCUGAAGGCAUGGCAGAAAUAAGAGUUUGUAAUAUUUUAAUUUAAUUUUCUGAAUUUGUCUUCUUUUUUUUUUUUUUUUGGAGAUAUGAUUAUACCAGCUGAGUGAACAUACUUAGAGUUAGUUUUCUUUGGUGGUCAUAACUUUACCUUGUAAAGAUUAAACCGGGUGGAAAUUUG